Arvicola amphibius (Eurasian water vole) is the source of this 930-nucleotide messenger RNA. RefSeq names its product ankyrin repeat domain 29 (gene Ankrd29). The coding region runs from base 1 to 930 and encodes 309 amino acids. NCBI's taxonomy places the organism in Eukaryota, Metazoa, Chordata, Mammalia, Rodentia, Cricetidae. Gene Ontology annotation, molecular function: protein binding. The record is from RefSeq and is a predicted model, not a curated record. The transcript has 10 exons.
AUGUGUAAAAUAAAAAAAAAAAAGGAAACCCCGCUUGCCAACGCAGCAUUCUGGGCUGCGAGGAGGGGAAACCUGGCCCUGCUGAAGCUGCUGUUAAACAGUGGUCGUGUGGAUGUGGACUGCAGAGACAGUCAUGGCACCACGCUCCUCAUGGUCGCCUCCUACGCUGGCCACAUAGACUGUGUGAGGGAGCUGGUUCUGCAGGGCGCAGACAUCAACCUCCAGAGAGAGUCAGGUACAACUGCCCUGUUCUUUGCUGCCCAACAAGGCCACAAUGAUGUCGUGAGAUUUCUCUUUGGAUUUGGAGCAUCCACUGAAUGUAGGACCAAAGAUGGCGGCACUGCCUUGUUGGCUGCCAGUCAGUAUGGGCACAUGCCAGUGGUGGAGACCUUGCUGAAACAUGGAGCCAACAUCCAUGACCAACUUUAUGAUGGAGCCACUGCCCUCUUCCUAGCUGCCCAAGGAGGUUACUUGGAUGUCAUUCGACUGCUGCUGUCUUCAGGGGCAAAAGUCAACCAACCAAGGCAGGACGGAACCGCACCGCUGUGGAUCGCGUCCCAGAUGGGCCACAGCGAGGUGGUGCGCGUGAUGCUGCUAAGGGGAGCUGACCGUGAUGCUGCACGCAACGACGGCACUACAGCAUUGCUGAAAGCGGCCAACAAAGGGUAUAAUGACGUCAUAGAGGAGUUGCUCAAAUUCUCCCCUACUCUCGGCAUUUUGAAGAAUGGAACUUCGGCUCUCCAUGCGGCAGUGCUCAGCGGGAAUAUUAAAACAGUUGCGCUGCUCCUUGAAGCAGGGGCAGAUCCAGCCUUGAGAAACAAGGCCAAUGAGCUUCCAGCAGAACUAACCAAAAAUGAACGCAUACUGCACCUCUUGAGAAGCAAAGAAGGACCUGGCAAGAACGAGUUUGGUUCCAGCUUAGACAGAUAG